AUGGAAACAAGCAGCCCGUCUAACGAACCCAAAAACUGCGAGAAAGCAAAAGCGCCACAUGGGUUAAUACGGAUGGUAUUCCAACAAGCAGACUGGAAGGACAUAGUUUUGAUGGGACUAGGAAUAUGUGGAUGUUUUGUUGAUGGGUUAAGUGUGUCAGCCAUGAUGUUGCUUUUGAGUCGUUUGAUGAACGGUUAUGCUUCUGUGUCGUCUUUAACCCUUCAAGAUGUAGAUCAGUAUGCCCUCAUGUUUGUCUAUAUCGCGAUUGUUUUAGGUGCGGGUGCUUUUCUAGAAGGUUUUUGUUGGGGCCGGACCGCAGAGAGACAGUACUCUCGCAUGCGCACCAAAUAUUUAAAAGCUAUUUUACGCCAACAAGUAGGCUACUUCGACACAACACUUGAAGCGUCUCGUGUUACUACAAGUAUCUCAAGCGACACGCUAAAUAUACGGGGAGUUCUGAGUGAAAAGAUUCCAAAUUUCAUCACGGGUAUAUGGAUGUUCAUAGCGGCUGAAAUAACAGGCAUGUACCUUUGUUGGAGACUAGCUAUCGUGGCUGUCCCGACAACCUUUUUAUUGAUUCUUCCUGGAGCGGUUUAUGGAACGUUGUUAUCAAAAAACGAAGAGAGGUUACAAGAAGCAUACGCAGUGGCAGGCGGGAUAGCAGAGCAAGCGUUAUCAUCAAUAAAAACCGUUCACUCGUAUGUUAGUGAGGACAAAAUGGUGAAGAGAUUUUCAACUGCAUUAGGACCAACUUUGACUUUAGGGGUCAAACAAGGUCAACUUAAGGGAAUGGUGUUUGGUAGUGUUGGAGUUAUUUAUGCUAUUUGGGCACUUUUGACAUGGUAUGGAAGUGUUUUGGUUAUUGAUAAGGGGAUCAAAGGUGGAGAUAUUCUUAGUGCUGGAGUGUGUGUUGUCUAUGGAGGAUUGUAA
Messenger RNA from Helianthus annuus (common sunflower), 930 nucleotides. RefSeq names its product ABC transporter B family member 18. Lineage: Eukaryota; Viridiplantae; Streptophyta; Magnoliopsida; Asterales; Asteraceae. The record is from RefSeq and is a predicted model, not a curated record. Gene Ontology annotation, biological process: transmembrane transport. Gene Ontology annotation, cellular component: membrane. Gene Ontology annotation, molecular function: ABC-type transporter activity; ATP binding. The transcript has 4 exons. Bases 1 to 930 code for a protein of 309 amino acids.